This is a messenger RNA of Akanthomyces muscarius, 2550 nucleotides long. RefSeq lists its product as uncharacterized. Lineage: Eukaryota; Fungi; Ascomycota; Sordariomycetes; Hypocreales; Cordycipitaceae. Gene Ontology annotation, molecular function: DNA binding; DNA-binding transcription factor activity, RNA polymerase II-specific; zinc ion binding. The record is from RefSeq and is a predicted model, not a curated record. The coding region runs from base 1 to 2550 and encodes 849 amino acids. Gene Ontology annotation, biological process: DNA-templated transcription; regulation of DNA-templated transcription. The transcript has 4 exons. Gene Ontology annotation, cellular component: nucleus.
AUGGAUCCGAACCCCAAUGUCUCGUAUGCCAGCUCGGCCUUUGGUUCCACGGCUGCCUCGUCGAUUGCGUCCACAUCACCAGCUGCCCAUGUCUCCGGCAGUCCAUCCACAUCCACCGCAGCCCCUGCUGCGCCCGCAAAACCGGCCAUCAAGCGGAGAGCUGCCAUCGCCUGCCGCGCCUGCCGACGCCUGAGGAGAAAAUGCGUCCAUGACAGGGGGAAGCCGCCUUGUAAAUCAUGCAGAGAAACCGGCCCGGAAGCCGCCAGAGAGUGCGAGUUCCCGUCCCGUGGACAGCCUGACCUUGACCGUGACUAUCGCCACCCUCGCACGAGGGCUGAGCGGCCCAAGAGUGCCGCCGUCAGAGCAAAGCGCCCAGAAGAGCCUCCUGCUGACUCGUGGGACGGCUUGCCGCCUCUAGACGAGCUCAUUGAUGGUGUCAAUCGUUUUACCCGCUACUACUUUCAGCUUGGCUUCCUUCCCAAGAGGCAGUACCCUGAAAAGCUCCGCAUGAGCCAUAAAUCGUGCAACUUAUUUCUCUUGCUGAGUAUACUGAGCGUCUCCGCCCGAAUGACCCCGGCUUUACGCACCAGAUACGGCACCGGCGUCAGGGCCGCCGAGUUCUUCAUGGACCGUGCCUCUUCGAUAGCACAGGAGCAGGUCUAUGCUGAGCCUUCUUUAGAGCGGUGCCAGGCAUUUUACUUGCUCAGCAUUGCCCAGCACGGAAGUGGUUUGAGAAAUCAUAGCUAUAUGAACAUGGGUGUCGCUAUCCGCAUGGCUACUCUCAUGAUGCUGCAUCGAGAGGAGACGUACAAGCUUAACAACCCGACUCCAGAAGCAAUCAUGGUGGCCGAGUCUGCCCGUCGCACCAUUUGGAUGCUGCACAGCCAGGACAAUCUGCAUUCCGGCCCAGUUUCACCUGUAGCGUUAUCCGCUUUCGAUAUUACCACCCUCCUACCAUGCGAUGAAGACGACUUUGCCAAUGGUGUCUUGCCAGCUUCUCGCGCUGCACUAGCCGGAACACAACCGGCCAAGGAUAAUCCUGCUCUCAUUUCUGACAGAAAUCGCUCUCUCUUUGCCACUCUCAUGCAGAUACACAAUCUCUGGGGAACUGUGGGACGGCGUGCUGUAUAUGAUAGUCGCAGUUUGAAGCCAUGGGACUCCGACAGCCAGUUCUCGAAAAUGGCCACAACCCUGCGCGAGUGGGAACGUUCUCUUCCGCCUAGCCACUUAUUUAGCCACGAGCUGCUGCGACGAUACAAAAGCGUAGGAGAGGACUUGGCUUACCUAUGUGUCACAAUGAUGACGAGACUGUGCAAUAUUGUGCUUCGGCGCCCCUAUCUCGUCGAUUUGAUACAGCGUAAAGAGACGCGACAGCAAGCCUUUUUCUCGACCCUGUCUUUGGACCUAUUUCGCAAUGUUCAUGGGCUCUACCAACAAAUUGAGGCUCAAUUUACAGACCGCACACCCGACGAAAGCGUUGGUGCCCAGAUCGCCACCUUUUGUGUCUAUAGCUGCGGCUUAUUUUCUACAUACCUUUGCAAAUACCCGGAAAUCUGCCCUGAUGCCUCUAUCGCGGAAAAGGGCCCCGCCAUGCUGAACAGAACAAUCAAUAUUCUCAACGAGAGCAAAGAGGUCUGGCCACUGGCAAGUCGCUGGGCGGAAUCCUUGGAAAAUUUCCACAACAAUCCCAAGGCUACGCUAUUAACAACCGAGGGAAGUAUGGAUGAGGGGAAGGACCCCAUUCCACGAGCUAUCCAUCCUCUGCCGCCCCCCAUUUCCAAAUCUGCCGAAUCUGUGGCUGCUGUUGCGGCCAUGCCCGAUAGAGCACUGCCUGUGCCCGGCACACAGCCAGGUUCCGCACCCUCCGCGGUGAUGGGCGCUCUUCGCAAUGACCAGAUUCAAAGCUCACUAGGCCCUGGCACUCACGGACAGGCACCAGGCAAUCAGCUCUACACCAACCAGAUAAGCCAGCCGCACUCACCACCACUACAGCAACACCAACCGCCGCAAAAUCGCUCCUAUCUCAGCCAAUACCAGACCAGCCAAUCCCCGCAACCGCGGGCAGACGUGCAACCUGCCCCGCUUCAAUUUGGCAACCAGCCUCAGCAUAACCCGGCAUCGACACUUCGACCCGUAGCCAGUCCAGUCAGCAACAUCCCCGGCACAUUGGGUCAGCCAUUGCUCAGUGCGGCCGACUUGGCAUCGCGUUGGCCACUUGGCGGUGCUGGUGUUCUAUCACCCCCUGUUCCUACCAACCCGAGUCGCCGGCCGCAGCAGCCUGACGGAGUGGGCAUGCUGGUCCCAGGCUUUGCCAACUUGACCCCGCAGCAGCAAGGACCGUUCAUGGAAAAUAACUUGAUGCCAUUGGGCGCCAAUGUGGCUGACCUCUCUUCACAGCAGCCCCUGCUGAUGGAUGGCUUUGAGAAUGAGCUGCUCUUCCAAUUCGAUGGCGAGCACGAUGCUCACAUGAGCUUGCCGUUUGAUCAGUGGCAGCCGACCAACAUCUACACGUAUUCGCCGUACGACCUCACCAUGGACACUGGCUCGUAG